UUGGAGUAAUUUAUUCCCGGUUUUAUUUUAUUACAAAAGUGCAGAACGUGUACAUGUUGUCAGUUUAUUAAGUGUUCAAUAUAUGUAGUGUGUGAAGUUUUGUAUGAAGCGGUUCACGUUUCAGAAGGUGGAGAUUUAUUUUGGUCUCUUUGGAACUUGUUCUAGGACUACAGCAGGAGACGGUGUGCGAGAAAGACCAGAUUGAAAAACGAAAAAGUGGAGCACAUCACCACAAUAUGACGGAAAGCUUCCGCAACAUUGAAGACGAGUCGUUUCCAAGCUUCCUUUCCAAUUCCCUGGGUAGUAACAGUAGUGGAGUUCUAGGAAAUGUUACACUCUGCUCCAAUCUGGGACUUCCCGUAGCUGCUUCCACUAUAGCUAAAAUUAGACCCGAAUCCGACAAUAGGGUUCCUGAUAUCCAGGCAUCAUAUUUGGAAGAUGGACAAUUUUCACUCCCGUUAAUGGAGUCCAUGAAUGCACAGAAAGGAAAGUUUGCCCUCAGUUUCAAAGAUGAUUUAGAAGAUGCUGAUGACUUCAUUGCUGCUCAUCGUAUUUCUGAUAUCUUGGUAAAAGUCCAGCAGGAAGAGUCUACAGCGGAUAACAUCCCGUCAAAACGAUAUGGAAACCCAGGUCACUUCCUAGGCCUAAUAUCUAAACAUAUGAAUGACAUUUCCACUGGGUUGCCUCCAACACACACUAAAGAAAUCAAGGCAUCAAAGCCAACUACAACACCACAUCCAGUGACAAUACAGGAAGAAAGGUUGACCAAUGAAGCACCAGACCGUGAUCAUUUCGGUGCAAGCAUGUCCUGCGUUUUGGCAAACGAGAAACGUCUGUCUGUAGACGGUAUAAACAGCAAUAGUACAGAUGAUGAUGAAGAUGAUAUUGAUGUGGACAAGCUCCUUGAUGAUGGACUGGAAUCCUAUUUCAGACAAGUCGGCCCUCCUGGAAUGCAGAGAGGACACAUUGAAGGGCAGGAGCUGCCUGAAGCUGAAAGUAAGCUGCAGCUGUCCCGUGAUGGAGCAGCGUUGCAGAACCAGCAACGGCAUGGACCUGCCAGAGAAAAUAUGCCUGUACAGAGUUCAACAGAUCAAGAAAAUGAUCGUUUCCAAUUUGUAGAUCAUUACGAAGAGGAUAAUUUCCAAAUACCAAAUGUCCGUUUAGCUGCUACAGGAAUGGACUCUUGCCCUGCCAGUGAUGAAGAUACAGAGGAUGAGUUGGAAGCAGUUCACCAGCAGAAUGUCUUGAGACAAAGGUGCUUGUUGCCCAGCACAACAAGACAGCUGGUUGGAGAAAGUAAUAAUACUCGUUUCAGACCUGGAUUAGAAGGAGGCAGCUCUGAUGAGGAGACAUGUGUCGGAGUACGAAAUGCAUCAAAUAAUUCGGGAAUUGCGUUCAGGAGAUCAGCUGAAGGUCAAGUCAUCAAUUCACCUCUUACAGGUGGUGGAGGGGAUGGAACAAGUGAAAGUGAUGAAGAUAAUGGUGGACUAGCCACUAUUCCCACAUUUUCUUCUAAUGUUCAAACCACUUAUGGUGAUCUGCGUGGCCUGGGAAUAGUGGGUUGCAACGUUGCAGACAAGGAUGACUGUGACCAGCUUCCUUUGCAGAGAGUUGGUAGAAACUCUAGUCCUGCUCACAGGGAGAUGGGAGAUCGUAUAUGUCCACUUGGAACAGGGGAAGUUGGAGAUACAGUAAAUAGAUUAUUUCCUUCAAGAUCAUCGACCAAUAGGAGGCUGAUGCAGGAUCGUCAGGAUGCUUUAGAUGCUAUGGACAACCCUGAAGUAGCAUCUGCAAGUGGUGCAGAAGAUAAUCUGGACUCGCUGUAUUUUCGCAAUGUUGGUGAAAACUGCAAACCUGCUGACCAGUCAAACACUGGUAUACUGCAAAGAACCCAAAACAGCUUUCAUCUCUCCCAGUUUGUGCCUCAGUAUGGUGGUAAAGAUAUGGAUGGUCCAAGAGGUGGACCUUGUGGCUACUCCACAGCUCCAGAGGUGUUAACUGAUAGUAAUGAAGAAGGUGAAGAGCACACAAAUGCGGAUUCCCAACCCUCUCUCGAUAAUAAAUACUUGUCACCAACUCCUAAGAAUGAAGAUGCUGGAGACAGAUGGAACCACCAUCUUGAACAAAAGCCUGACUGGAAUGUGAUGUUUGACAACAAUGGAGAAGGGAUAACAGCCCCCCAAGGAGAGGACGAUUCACAUAAAGUGAUUUACCAAAAUGAAGAAGGGGAUUGGGUCACAGACUUGGCAUAUUAUUCUUCAUUUAACAAAGAAGCUAAUCUACUUGGAGACGCUACUAACCUGUUUCAGGACGAAGACUUCAUAUCUGGCACAAACAUUAUUGAAAAAAUUGCUGAAGAUGAGGAGGAAUUUGAAAAGGAACACUGCUUUAUACAGGAAGAGAAGAUAGAUGCCCAGAAUAUAAGUCUAGGACUUGGAGAUACUUCAUGGAAAUUGCCUACAAGCAACUAUGUUCUAAUGAGAGCAUCACAAGCUCCCUCUGACUAUGAUAGAAGUGAUCAGAGCUAUCUUCGACUGUCUUUGGGACAGUUCUUUGGCCAAAGAUCGGAGGCUCUUGGGUUCCUUGGGGACUUUGAAUACGAUAUAAGACGGCCUUCGUUUGGUUAUUUAAUUACAUCUCCAGAGAAGAGAGAACCCUUUGCUUUGAUUAGACCCUCAGACUUUUCUUAUAGCAACCAGGACCAAGAUGAUACACUACAAUUUGGAGAUGAAGAUAAAACCUUGAAUCCAGAUGAUUUGGAAGAGCAACUUGAAGAGAAUGAUCAGCUGCCUUCAGCAACAUUUAAUAUUGCCGACCCAGAAUUACAUACUGCUGUUUCUGUAGAAAAGGGCAAGGAGUUCCAGCCUGAUUCCAGCAGUAAUAGCAGCUAUGUAACCAAUAAGACCAACUUGCCUCUAAGCAUAAGUACCAUUGCUUCUGCCAUAGCUGAUGCUUCUGUCAGUGCAGAUCCUGCACAACUUGCUGCCAUGAUAAUGGAACUGUCAGCGAAAAAUAGGAGCAAACGUUUAGCUGCAGGAGUGUGUGAGAACUCAAGCCCUCUAAAUCAAGAACAGAGUGAGAUUCUUGAAACCCUGCAUAAGACCUGUCCAGCUGGCGAAGUAAACAUGUUUGACAUGGAGAAGUACCUUAAAAAAACUGAGUCUGUUGGUUAUGACAGCGAGGUUGAGACUCGCUCUGUGUCGCCUUACAGCUUUGAUUCUCCUGACUGGGCAGAUUCCGCCAGCAUCCCACAAAGACACGCUGAACCCAAUCCCCCUGAAUGCAGUGAAAGAAAGACUUUAAAGGAAGAAAAUACUGCCAAUAAAAAGCAAAGUAAUGCACAUGACAGUACAGCUGUUCCAUAUCCUGUAGAUAGAAACAGCUUUAACAGGACAAAUGUUUGUGAUAUUUCUGUGCCUUUGUGUCACAGCAAUGGUCGUAGACCCCUCCCUAAACCACAAGCAAGUGGUAACCCUGCAACAUUUUCUGCAAUGGAGACGAGAUCUGUCGGUGCAGGUCAGGUGAAACAAAAUCAAAAGUCUUUUGUAAACGCUUCUGGAAAGUUUGUCCCUGUUAAGAACAAAACUAGUCUGAAAGGAAGUGCUAGUGUGGUGAAUGUGAGCAAUGUAGAACAGGCUUCAGGAAACAGAGGGGCAAGUAUCAGAUCUGAUACUGGAAUACUACAUGUUUCUAGCUCAGGGCCUCGUCCAGCUACUACUACUCAUGGCAGUCUGAAAGCUGAUAAACCAAGAACUAGCACUGAUUCAAAAACUACUGCAAGCAGGAAGAGUGCAUCUUCAAGUUUGUCUUCUCCCAGGAAUCAAAGUGCUGUUCCCCCUUCUGAUACCCAAAGAAAAGAUCAGGAAAAGAUGAAAUCAUCUAGAAACAGGCCAACGGGGAAAGCAAUGCCAGUGACUGAUGCUGCUUUAAGUGGAGCUGAAAAGCAUGUCAGUUUUGUUGAAACUGGUGCUUUGCCUGCUACAGGGAAACAAGUUGAUUCAACAAAAGCCAAGGUGCCAGAACAAGAUGUCCAGUAUCCUGAAGAUACUCAAUUUAGUUUUAGACCAUCCACUUCUCCUUUGACUCAUUCUUCUCCAAGCCAGGUAUCUGGAAUGGAAACUGUUAAAGGGUCCUCCAGUAACUCUCCGACUUCCUCUGCAAGUUCAGUUGAGAGACAUAUUUGUGGAAGCUUGUCUCCCCAGUCUGACUGUUCAAGUCUAAGUCUUAGCAGAUUAACCUAUGUCUCGGUGUAUGACGGUACACUGCAGAACAGCACAAUCAUUCGGAGUCCAGAAAAACCCAAGAAUAAUGACACUAUUCAGCUGAGCACCACCAUUGUUCGUGCAAGUCCAACCCCUCCAGUAGACCAGGACCUUGCCAGUGGUAAAGCUGAUGCUGCCCCUUCAAGCGCCAGCCCAAAACCGAAGCGUAGCAACAGACAUCAGUCAGCUGAAUCCAUGGGUGCUCGCAGCAAAAGUGAACAUAAUAAUCGCACUAAGUUAACCUCAGAAAUUGGAAAGCAGCAAUCGGAGCCAUGUCUGACAAACCAGGAACGGGAAAAUUAUACAAGUUCUAAUUCUUCCAAUGCCAUGGACCAGCCCGAAAAUGUAAAUCAAACUUGGAAAAAUGGUGCUGGAGAGACACCCUCGUUAAACAUGUUUUUUGCUAAUAGAGGUGCAGGAAUGUUUACACCAGAUGACUGUAGAUAUGUUCCUAUUUCAAGCUUCAAACCGCAUGGAGUUUCUAAUGUUCCUUGUGUGGCUCCUGCACUUCCUACUCUCCUUACUGGACACUCUCUUUUUACAAGUCCGAUAGCACAGCAGUACCUUGGAAAUCUGCCCACUCUGCAUCCCUAUGGAAUGGGGGCACAUUCUGGACCGUAUGGGGUUCCUGUUGGGUUGCCUAGAGCUAAUCUCUCACCCGGCCAUGUCCAAAAUACUGUUCCUCUAGGUGUUUCAGCAACCCAUCAAGUAGCAGGAUUCUUAAAUGCAGCCCAGUUCUACAAUGCUCAUUCCUCGGCCAUAGACCAAAAUCUUAAUGCUGGAAAGCCAUACCAAACCCAUGAGAUUGAAGUGGGGGGUUUAGGUGGAUGGAAUGGAGGAGGAAUUGGAAGUGGCCAUGUUGUUGUGCCAGAGGAGCUGAAGUUUCCAAAUGCUUGCUGUGUGGGAAUUGCAUCACAAAAUUCACUCGGCAUGUUUAAUCCGACUGAUCGCUGGAUGCAGGUCAACAUAGCAAUCCACAGUUUGUCCAUCAAUGGAGAAAAGGUGGAAUCUUUGCCUCAUCAAUGGCUAAUUGUGAAAAAUAAGACCAUCAUUGGUCCCAAAACCACAGAAGAGCAGAAGGUGCUCUUCAUUCCUCCUCACCCUGGAGUGUACCAGUGUGUGCUCAGCGUGUCCUCCUGGCCUGUCUCUGCUGAUACAGAGGUAGUUGCACAGGCUGAAGCAUUCGCAGGGAAGGUGCUUAUGAUGGCCAUGGCAGAAACCCCAUCCAUAGAGGUGGAAGUUGGAAACUCAGGCUGUCUGGAGUUCGGCGACGUAACAAGUGGCAGUGUCAAAGCACUCCCUCUGAAACUGCUCAACAGGACCCAUGCCACGGUGCCCAUUAGACUUGUCAUCAGUGCUAAUGCAACUGCCUGGCGCUGUUUCACGUUCUGCAAAAACCCUGUUGAUAUAUCAGCAGAAAGUGCAUUGCAGGUUGGAAGAAUUUCUCCGUUAGCUGCACCAUCACACAUAAGCCACGUGAUGCAUGCCAACUAUGGUGAAGAACCAGAAGAAUUCUUGGUGUGGAUUCAUUUCCGUGCUCCACAAAAAUAUAUGAGUUCAGGUGAUCUGGGCCCUGCAGAUGAAUACUCUGCAAGAAUUAACAUUGAAGUUGAUAGCCCGGGACCCAGCCAUGUUAUAACAAGCAUACUUCUCCAUGCUAGAUCUGGAAUAGCAAGAAUUCAUGCCCCAAAACACCUGCAGACUGUGCAUCUGUCCACUCUACUUGGAACAACGGCGAAGCAGAUGUUGCCUUUAAAAAAUGCAGGCAACAUUGAUGUACAGCUGAAAAUAAAGAUUACAAAUUCAGAAGACUGCUUUUCUGUGAAACCAGAGGAUCUUUUUCUUCGUGCUGGUGAUGAACAGGAAAUCAUGAUCUCCUUUACCUCCCAGGGUAACAGAGCAUUCAGGGAAAGUGUAUUGACGAUUCUAGUCCUGCCAACUGGGCCUCAGUAUGAAGUAGUCCUGAAAGGAGAAAUAUGUUUGGAGAAGACUGGAGAAAUGUAUUUGGAGAAGACUGGAAAAUCUGUGGUUUCUGGACAAUCAUUGUCUUCAGGCUCUAGUACACCAACUGAUGUGCCACCCAUUCUUUCUAACAAACAGUUCAUGGCAUGGGGAGGGGUUACCCUUGGCAGAGCUGUGCAGCAGAAACUUGUUCUUAGAAAUAACUCGCUAGCCUCUGUGCAGCAGCUCCGCCUACUAAUAAGAGGUCAAGAUCAAGAUUGUUUUCAGCUUCAGAGUACAUUUGGGCCUGAGGAAAGACUGUCCAGUCAUCGUGAGCUUACAGUACGCCCUAAUGAAGAUGCUGCCGUGCACUUACUGUUUACACCAACACGUGUAUCAUGUAUGCUUGCUAAGCUGGAGAUCAAACAAUCAGGAAUGCGUUCUACACAACCAGGAAUAAAAUUCACAAUUCCUUUAUCUGGUUAUGGUGGAACAAGCAAUAUUAUCUUGGAGGAUGUAAAAAAGUUGUCCGACAGCUACAUUGUAACUUUAAAUGGCAUUGCCCCUGGAAAAGUGAGUAAAGUCACAAUCUGCAUGAGGAACACAGGCUCUCGUGCUGCUUACAUCAAAGCCAUUCCCUUCAUGGACCUGCAGACAGAGAAACUUAUGGACCCCAAAGUCAUCAGUAUAUCCCCACAACAGUUUGUUUUAAAAGAAAGGACACGGAAGGUGAUUACAGUUUUAUGCAAGUCUACCCAGAGGGAAAAUGAAUUGUGUGCAACCAAAAUGUCGUGUUUGUCUACAAUAUGUUUCUUCUGUGGUGAUGAAAUAUCAAGGCAACAGUUCCGAAGAUUAUUGUCACGUAAACCUGAGGCAGGAAAGCAGAUGCUCCCCAAGAACAGCCUGUUGAAAAAUGUAAUAUUCAAUGAAAGGUUCUUUGAAGAGGAACAAGUAUCCGAAGUGUAUGAUCUUCCGCAGAGACCUAAUGAUGAUCAGCUGUUUUAUAGAAACAUGAAUAAGGUUAUCCUUUUGGUUUUUGGAAAUUCCGAGAUGGACACAAGUGGAAGUGAUUAUGUUGACUCACUUCAACUUUCUCCCAGACACAGCUCUGAAUCGGACAGUGGUCUUCGAAAUCCUGAUAGACAUGUUAGUAAUGCAUCUCUGGAUGUGCUCCCAGUUAAAGGACCCCAGGGCCCUCCUUUGACAUUGAGUGUCUCUGAUAAAGUGCUGAACAAGUCCUUGGAGCCACAGCAGACCUGGAGUAUACAACCGGAGCAGUUAAUUCUGUCUGCUCCAUCUAUCGAUGGUGCUGCUGACACUGGGCAUGUAAAGAUCCUGAACCAUUCUACCAGAGGGCUUAACUUCGAGCUGUCUUGGCCUGCUCAUUGCUUAACGAUCACACCUCAGCAUGGAAUUAUUGAACCACAGAGCCAUUUACAAAUUCUAGUCAGCCCCAAUCCAUCGCUUGCUACCAAACCUUCCCUUUUGCCCUGGAGUGGGCAAAUAUACAUACAGAGUGAUAAUCAACAGAAGUUUAUUAAAGUGCAAAUUCUAGCAGACAUUGCUCCUGAGGUGUCUGCUACAGCUUCAUCAACAAAGCAGCUCAGUGUUCUUCCUGCACAACCAGAGACCCCAAUCCUUCAAAUGGCAAAACCAUUCCCAAAACCUCCUUCUACAAAUGUUGAAAUCAAGAACAAAACUCUGAUAUUCCCGACAACGACUUCUGGUGCAAGCUCAGAGUCACACCUGGAAGUGGAAAACAAUGGUGAAGGGGAAGUCAGAUGGUAUUUGUCAUCAUUUGCACCUCCAUAUGUUAAGGGGGUGGAUGACAGUGGAGAUGUGUACAGAGCCACUUAUACUGCUUUUAGAUGUUCUCGUGUGUCUGGUACACUAGAAGCCCAUGGAAAAAUAAAGGUGGCAAUAAGUUUUUUGCCUCGAGGCGGAGGAGAUUAUGCUCAGUUUUGGGAUCUAGAGUGCCAUCCAAUAACAGAUGCACAUAUGAAACACAAAAUACGCUUUCAGCUUUGUGGGACGGGAAGAAAGGCUGGUGGUGUGGUGGAUAUAAAAGACUCUUCGUCGACUUUGGUGAGAAUAGAAGCAGCAGCUAAAGCUAGAAAGAUACCCGGCUCUGAUGCAUCUGCUGUCAAGGCCAGUCAGGAUGAGGGAACUCAGAGGGGUGUGUUUGCACCACAGGAUUCAUAUACAUUCCCUUACACUCGUGUUGGAGGAUCCAGUACCUUAAAAGUGAAUGUACGCAACAAUACUUUUGCGACUCAUAUGCUGAAGUUUGUAAGCCCAAAAGAACCAUUCCACAUCAAGCAUUCCAAAUACUCUUUAAGGACCCAGCAUUAUAUCAACCUGCCAGUUCAGUUCAGACCAGACGCAGCAGGGAAGUUCGAGGCGUUGUUGCUCAUACAGACCGACGCUUACGGAAGUCUCACUAUUCAACUUGCUGGUGAAGCUGUGGAGUAAAUCAGUAUUAUGUACCUAUUUUUUUGUUUUGUUUUUGACUGAUUGCCUGAUGACACUUUCAGUCUUUGUCUGUUGUUGACAUUGAAGAAGGUUAUACGUACAAUAACAAAUAAACAGACAUUUAACCAACAAAAAAAAAAAAAACCCUGUUCUGUAUAUAUAGCCCUAGAUUAUCAAAGUGGCCUUUUGAUAAUCUAAGGCUGGAAAUGCACAAAUCCUGGGUUUCUGGAAUAGUAUAUUUAAAAAUAAAUAGCAAGCUUGUUUAGGGUUAGUAUUUGUUGAUGCACCAUUUCAGUAAAGUGGCUUUUACUAGGCUUUGUUAUUUUACAUAGCCAUUUAAGCUGUGUUGAUAUAUUUUGUAACUUCAUACAAAACUUACAAAAUUUUCUAAAUAAAAAUCUAAAGGUUUUUUUUAUAUAUAUUUUCAGAAUCCCAUAACUUGGUGAUUUAAGAAUAAAUUGUUUUGGGAAGAAUUGGUCAUUUGCAUAACAAUCAUGCUUAUUUUACGCUUCACGACUAAGCAAAAAUAUAAUGCACCUUGUUGAAAUGGAGGGAAUUAUAUUUUGCACAAGCUUUGUAUUUUUGCUAUUGUAUUUUUCCUAAUGUAGGAUGUAUUUAUUUUAAAGUGAACUUUGUUAAAAUAAAAACCUUUUGAAUUGUUA
Acipenser ruthenus (sterlet) is the source of this 9337-nucleotide messenger RNA. It is a transcript of the gene cep192, whose product is annotated as centrosomal protein 192. The transcript is spliced from 48 exons. NCBI's taxonomy places the organism in Eukaryota, Metazoa, Chordata, Actinopteri, Acipenseriformes, Acipenseridae. Gene Ontology annotation, cellular component: cytoplasm; pericentriolar material; centriole. The record is from RefSeq and is a predicted model, not a curated record. Gene Ontology annotation, biological process: centrosome duplication; mitotic spindle assembly; centrosome-templated microtubule nucleation. The coding region runs from base 237 to 8675 and encodes 2812 amino acids. Gene Ontology annotation, molecular function: protein kinase binding.